AUGGAAUCCAACUCAGAAGAAAGAUUUCACGACAAUGAAGAUGUAAUUGAUGAUUUUUAUGAUAUGUGGCUGAAAAAUCAUCCAUCCGCCUUGAGCUCUUUCGAGGAAAUAAAGAGUGUGGCUCAUGAGAAACAGAUGGUUGUGUUUUUGGAUUACGACGGAACUCUCUCACCGAUUGUUAACAACCCUGAUCAAGCUUUCAUGUCUACAGAGAUGCGUUCAGCGGUAAGAGAAAUCAGUGGACAUUUCCCAACUGCAAUUAUCUCUGGAAGGUCUAGGGAUAAGGUGUUCCAAUUUGUGAGAUUGAAUAACAUCUAUUAUGCUGGAAGUCAUGGGAUGGAUCUAUCAACCCCAUCAGUUUCUCUUAAUUAUGGUAACCACGAGCAUCAAACUAGGACUAUUGAUGAGAAGGGUAAUGACAUGGUUAACUUCUGCCCAGUACGUGAUGUCUUGCCUAGAAUUCAAACGAUAAAGGAUAAAUUGGAAAAAAUAGCAAAAGACAUAAAAGGUGCCUCGGUUGAAGACAAUAAGUUCUGCCUCUCUGUACACUUUCGAUGUGUGAAUGAAGAGAAUGUUGGCAAGCUUAAGGAGAUGGUGGAAUCUACAAUGGAAUUCUAUAAUGAUUUCCGUAUAUCCGAGGGAAAAAAGGUCAUGGAAAUUCGCCCUAUUAUAAGUUGGGAUAAAGGUCGUGCUCUGCAGUAUCUACUUGAUACUAUUGGUUUUGAAGACUCUAGCAAUGUCCUUCCUAUAUAUAUAGGAGAUGAUAAAACUGAUGAGGAUGCCUUUAAGAUGAUUAAAAGCAUUGGAAGAGGAUUUCCUGUAGCUGUUUCUACUACUCCAAAGGAGACAGAAGCCCUCUACUCUUUACGUGACCCAACAGAGGUCAUGUCCUUCCUAAUUCUUUUAGCAAAGUGGAAAAUGGGUUGUACUUUGAGUUAA
Messenger RNA from Quercus robur (English oak), 939 nucleotides. RefSeq names its product probable trehalose-phosphate phosphatase 2. Gene Ontology annotation, molecular function: trehalose-phosphatase activity. Lineage: Eukaryota; Viridiplantae; Streptophyta; Magnoliopsida; Fagales; Fagaceae. Gene Ontology annotation, biological process: trehalose biosynthetic process. The transcript has 9 exons. The record is from RefSeq and is a predicted model, not a curated record. The coding region runs from base 1 to 939 and encodes 312 amino acids.